UUUCGUCCCGUGAUGGGGAGAAGAAUCACAUGGAGCCACGGUGCUGUCAUCCUGCUGGGCGUCAUCGUGGCCUCGUGUCGGGCCGUCACUCUGGACUCCAUCCUCUGGGGCAGCGCCAACACAAACUUUACUCCAGGCCGAGGUCUAGUCCUCUACCCUCAAAUUGGGGACAAGAUGGACAUCGUCUGUCCACGGGCGGACGCCUCCAAGGGGGAAAGAGAGGAGUUCUACCGAGUGUACCUGGUCUCCCGGAGUCAGAUGGAGAGCUGCACCAUAGACAAGAAGGACACGCCGCUGCUGAACUGCGAUAAGCCGCACCGAGAUGUCAAGUUUACGUUCAAGUUCCAGGAGUUCAGCCCCAACCUGUGGGGACUGGAGUUCCUCAAGGGGAAGGAUUACUACAUCACUUCCACAUCUACAGGAGCUCUGCAAAGUCUGGAUAACACUAGCGGAGGCGUGUGCAGGACGAAAUCCAUGAAGCUGGUGCUGAGAGUCGGGCAGAGUUCCUCAGAUCCUCGAUCAAAACUUCAGGAGUCCCCGACCAGAUUUUCCCCUACACAACCAAAACUGAAAGGAAAGGAUGCAGCUAAGGAAAAUGAUCGCAAGAAUACAACUGACGCAGGCUCAGAAGCAGGGCAGCUCAACCCCGGUGGCAGUGGUGGCUCACAGCCAGGACUGUUGAUAUGGGUUGUCUCGGCCUGUGUGAUCCUCCUCCUCCUCCUCCUCCUCGUCAUCCCGUCGGCCGUGCUGUGGAAGUGCCGUCGCUGUGGCCCAGAUCGGCAGCGGUCUGCGUCUGUGUCCCUCAACACUUUAGCUGUGCCAAAGCGGGACAGCAUCAGCAGCGACAACAUGGGCUCGGACCGCAGCGAGAUCGUCUUUCCCCCGCAGGCCUCUGACAGCAGGCCCUGCCGACAUUUUGAGCGUGUGAGUGGCGAAUAUGGACCCCCUGUGUACAUCGUUAAGGAGAUAACGCCCCAGACGCCCACUAACAUUUACUAUAAAGUCUAA
This is a messenger RNA of Syngnathoides biaculeatus (alligator pipefish), 1008 nucleotides long. RefSeq names its product ephrin-B2a-like. Gene Ontology annotation, molecular function: ephrin receptor binding. NCBI's taxonomy places the organism in Eukaryota, Metazoa, Chordata, Actinopteri, Syngnathiformes, Syngnathidae. Gene Ontology annotation, biological process: ephrin receptor signaling pathway; axon guidance; blood vessel morphogenesis. The record is from RefSeq and is a predicted model, not a curated record. Bases 13 to 1008 code for a protein of 331 amino acids. Gene Ontology annotation, cellular component: plasma membrane. The transcript is spliced from 5 exons.